GUAAUAGGCAAACUGUGAAGGUCGACGCCAUCGUUCGAUAUCGCGAGUGAGGUUGGAAUUUUUCUUUGUAAAUUAUAUACCGAGUCCUUUUUCGAGUAGGAUACACUAAAAUUAUGUGUUUUAAUGAUAGUGGCUGAAAGAAUGAAACUAAUCAUUUGAAAAUGGACGAGAGUUACACGUUAGUGUGGGAGGAUGGCUCCACGGUCAUACAAACCGAAGAGGUAAUCUGUGGUAUCGAUAACGAUUGCACAAUACUAGCAGAGAACAAUGACUUCUCUGAAGUGUGCGAGGAGGUCGUCGUGCAAGGCAACGCCGAGCGUGACGCGCAAAGCAUCCCCGAAGUGGCUCAAGGUAACGGCAUCAUGUAUGUGACUGAAGACGAAAUGAUGGUCAUACAGCAGGCGUCCGACGAAUCCUUUGUCGAAGAGCAACUGUUAGAUAUAACCAAUGAGGAAGUCGUAACAGACUCUUGGGGGGAGAACUGUUCUGAAAUCAUUGUUGGCUCCGAAGAGAACGUGGAGGAGCUAGACGAUGUAGAAAUUCCUCUACCAACUGAUCAGGACGAGUACACUGCCGCACGUCCAUAUCCUUGCGAUUUUUGUAGCCGUCGAUUUAGGAAGAAAUCGAAUCUUAUGAAUCACAUGGUGGCCCACCAGACGGACAGACCGCACGGGUGUAAUUUGUGCGGGGUUCGCUACAUUAGAAAGUGCGAUUUGAUGAAUCAUUUAAAAAUUCACGCAUAUAUACCGGAGACUGACGGGUUGGAGGAGGAAGAUGCGCAGACUAUGGACGAUUCUGAUGUUGAGAAGCAGAAAAUUAAGAGUUUCUUUAAGAAGCGUAAGAGCUACAAGAUUAAGAAGGAGGAUAUGGAUGGGUCGAGCUCGCGCGCGUACAAUUAUGUUGACGAAGAUGUUAAACUCAUGGAAGAGAUGGAGCAUAAACCGGACCCGGAAUUUGGUAACUUUAUGCCUCAAGAGAACCACCCAAUGACGGAACCAAGAUUUCCAAUUACUGAUCCGCGUAAGCCCUUUGUGUGUCAGCACUGCGGAGUCGGUUUUGCACGUGAGAAGGCGUUGGCUUCUCAUGCACGCGUCCAUGGUGGUGACAGCCCUUUUGAAUGCCGCACCUGUGAGGAGGUAUUCUGGGACAUAGCGCUCAUGCGCGAGCACGUGCGCAUUAAGCACGGAGGCAUUGAACAGAACUUUGAUGACGACGACGAUGAAGAUUACUCAGACGAAGAAACCAAGUAUGGACAAUACUUCUGCCCGACAUGCGGCAUGUCAUUUCAUCGACAAGACAAUAUGAGGCGACAUCAAAGGAUUCAUAUCAAAGAGGAGAUGACCAAGGAGGCCGGCUUUGGUCACAUCUGCAACGUUUGCGGGGAAUCGUUUCCGGAAGCGCUCGAGCUUCUGGCGCAUGCAGAAGUGCACGCGAGAGGCUGGGAACACAGGUGCAUGAUUUGCGGCGAGGUUUUUAUUAAUGACGAAACUGUCGCGGCCCAUGUCCUGACUAGACAUGGUAAGAGUUUGCCACCUAAUACGUGCAUGAUGUGUGGACGUACAUGUAAAGAUAGACGUACACUUUUAAAGCACUCCUUCGAGCAUUCGCAGGAAAAAUUAUUUGGGUGUUCAAAAUGUGAUAAAACGUUUCACAACAAAGCACGUUUAAAGCGUCACAUGAUCUCGCAUAGAAAUAAGGUAGUGUCAUGUGAAGAGUGCGGCGAAGACUUUCCCGAUGGAAGGACUUUAAUGAAUCACCGACAUAGUCACAGUGGUGUAACUGGUAGGCACUUUCCUUGUGUGGAAUGUGGGAAAACUUUCGGAUCUCGAAGCUCCCAACAAAUUCAUCACAGAAUUCAUACAGGCGAAAGGCCGUACGGGUGUCGGUUUUGUUGGAAAGCGUUUGCAGAUGGAGGCACUUUACGAAAGCACGAGAGAAUUCAUACAGGAGAGAAACCUUACGCAUGUGCAGUAUGUCCCCGUGCAUUCAACCAAAGGGUGGUAUUAAGAGAACAUAUACGAUCCCAUCAUUCGGGACCCGAUCCUAAUUACAGUCAUAGCAUGACUCCUUUUUCGUGUGCUGUCUGUUCAGAUCUAUUUGCGACAUCACAGGAUUUGAUUAUUCAUUUAAUCCAUCAUUGUGAUUUAAAUACUGCAAUGAAGAGACAACCUCAGGUUGGCCCAAGAAAAUAUAAAAGAAGACGAAAGCUAAAACCACAUGAAAUUGAAAUGAUGACUACAAGACCCAAUGAAGAUGAAGACGAAGAUCACCUAACAGAUACUGAUAAUGAUAGUGAAUACAAGAGAAAAAUAGUGCGAAAACCGAAGAAAACACCGCCCAAGUCCAAUGUAGAGCAAAGUUACUCAGACAUAUAUAACAAUUUUACCGCUACUAUAGAAAACAUUAAUACAAUAGUUAGCACAAAACCGAGCAAAGUGAAAAGAAAACUGAAGAACGAUCAGCAACCUGUUCCUUCAAGACCCAAAAUGAUCCACACACAAAAAACUCGGGUACCGGUCGAAAGUAACGAGGGUGGAAAGAUAAGACACAAAACAAAAACGCUGGUAACUCACACGCAGCCAACAGAACUAAAGUCGGCAACAGGUGAUAGGAUACGCCCGCGCACAAAGAAUGUCAACUAUCAUCACAUGCUACAGUCGGACAAGAUUCCCGUCGCUACAUUCGGAGAAGAAGAUCCGGAGGAAGCUGUCAAUAAUUUACUUGCCAGUGAGGAGCCAUUGCAAAACGAUCUGGAACACUUCCAAACAAACGGCGAGUGUGACGUACCUACUGACAUUGUCAACGAGGAGACUGUGGAAACCCGGAAAGAAGAUGUUGGUCCGGUUCCUACAAAUAUCAUCAAAAUAACGCAGACGCCUAUAGGUGAUAAAUCCGAUAAGAAAACUUACAGCUUAAGGCCGGGGCGUACAAUUAUUGGGCCAGGUAGUAAAGUAGUGCGUCUCGUCAAAGGAGGCGGUAUGAUUGUUUCGAAAAGUAAGAAGGUGAAGGAAGAAGUUGUUGAUCCUGAGAACAUUAUACCCGAUAUAUGCGCUUCUCCUACGCCCGUUAUUAAAGAAGAGUUCAUAACAGAUCCCAGUCCCUUGCACGAGUUGGCCGAACUUUCUGUGCAACAUGCACAAAAUAUAUUUAAAUGCGAAAUGUGCAGCGAGGUGUUUUCGGAUCGCGAACAGUUAAUUGUGCAUGUGCCUAUACAUAUUUGAUUAUAAAAGAAUUGAUACCUACAUGGAUUUGCCACUUGUAUCUUUUUACAUUAGAAGCCCUUUUGUAUGAAACAAAAAUACUUCGUGCACCAUUGUAACUAUUGAGCAUUUAUUUCUGAAGUACUCCAGUAGUAAGUUGUCAUAAAAUUAUUUGUACAGAUCACUAUUAUAUCUAUGUAUUAAUGUUGUGAAUAACACAUUUAGUAAUUAGAGUAUAUUAAUUUACAUGGAAAAUGAACUUUCAUGAUUUAUUAAUUAAUCCAAUAAUUUAAUUUCAAGUAUUUUGUAAAUAUUUUCAAUUUUGAAGUAGAAAUCUGGAUUUGCAGAUUUUCUUUUAAUAAUUUUAUUAUGUACCUAAAGUUGCUUGUAAUUUUAUAUUCUUAGGAUUAGUUAUCAAGUCAAAUGUGCAAAUACAUUUAACAAAGAUCCGGUUAAGUACUACUUUGUUAUUUCUUGUUUUUACAGAAAUGUAAUCUGUUUAUUUUUUGAAAGAAUAAGAUGUAUAAAUUUUGCCUGUAUUAUGUAAUAGUUUAUAGGUAAUGUAUAUAAUAGAGAUACUUAAAUUAUAACAUACCUAUCUGUGUAUUUUAAUUAAACGUAAAUAAAAAGGUUAUGUAAUAGUUUGAGCAUAAGAAAAGACAGUUGUAAUGAAGACCUAUAGAUUGUCCAGUUGAUUAUUUUUGAGAACCAGUAUAUACCUAAAUCGAG
Molecule: messenger RNA, 3929 nt
Organism: Photinus pyralis (common eastern firefly)
Lineage: Eukaryota; Metazoa; Arthropoda; Insecta; Coleoptera; Lampyridae
Product: zinc finger protein 184-like
Exons: 4
Coding region: 162-3221 (1019 amino acids)
Source: RefSeq, a predicted model, not a curated record